UUACAGUCUGAUAAGAUGAAUCCGAUGAUGUUUCAUAGUACCCAAGAUAUGGCUCAUGAUUUCAAACAAUUCCAUAACUCGCAUUUGCCGCAACGACGUAGUGUCAGCCUUCCAAGAUCAGUAUCAUACUCGACAUCUCAUCUUCGGAAAACGCGAAUUAUUUCUGCUAUUAGAGUGCUAUUAGAUGAGCUUGAUGCAGAUGGACUUCGUGAUGUUGUGGAUGAAGCGCAACAUAGGAUUAGGAAAUUGGGAUGA
Molecule: messenger RNA, 255 nt
Organism: Loa loa (African eye worm)
Lineage: Eukaryota; Metazoa; Nematoda; Chromadorea; Rhabditida; Onchocercidae
Exons: 2
Coding region: 16-255 (79 amino acids)
Source: RefSeq, a predicted model, not a curated record